AUGGAUGAUGGUCACGAAAGACUCAUCAGUAGUGGUUCGGGACCCCGCAGGCACCCAACCUGGCGCACCGUCCUGAUCAUCAACACCACCUUCGCCAGUUUUACACUCAUCGCGUAUAUUGCGUUCCUGAUUUGGAUACACAGCAACACGCACAUCGCUCACGGUGUGGCAGAAGUUUUCAGCGGUCUCUGCUCAGAGGUUUCAAGAACAGUGGCCUAUGCACACUUGCUCGUCAAUGCGUUUGCCGUCUUGCUUUUCGCUGUGGGUACACAUGGCGUCCAAGUAUUGCUUUCACCGACCAGAGCAGAAGUUGAUACUGCUCAUGCGAGAGAAAGAUGGUUGCACAUUGGUGUGGGAGGCUUCAGAAACAUGAGAUGGAUUCACAAGCGCAGACUCAUCAGAGCAGUCCUUCUAGGAUUGGCCUCGAUCAUGUUGCCCUUCCUUCAUAACUCUGUGUUCUUUACUACUCUAGCAACUGCAGAUAGGACAGUGGCUCUCGUGACUGAAGACUAUCCUAAAGGAUCUCGACUCGAUGGCGCAACAGAGCAGUCUACGUUCUUGGCUAAAGCGGAGAAUUAUGUCAACAUCUCGAGGUCUUCUCGUACAGCUCUGAAAUCCAUCGAAUUUGACGAGCUGCUACAACAAAUGCGAGUCAACCUGGUAGACCUCGUCCGAAUACCAACAGAGGAGUGCCGCUCUAUGUUCUCGUCCUCGCGUGUGCCCUUUGACUACUCCAACGUGUUGCUGAUAAGCUCGUCUAACGCCAGCAACUCCUUGGACGGAUUCAUCGAUGGUGAUCUGCAAUACCCAGAGAUGGCCGUGAAGUCCAAGUAUCAAGGUGUGCAGACUAUCGAUUGGUUCAAUACUGUUGGUGUAGUCUCGAUCUUUCACAACCACUGCAUUGACACAGACUUCGACUUUGGAAAUAGCAGUAUCUGGAAUAUACCUACUUGGGACUACUACUGCACAGUAUCGACAUAUCCUGUUGAAUACUGUCUGGCUCAAAAGUUUGAGCCUGACUGCGGUGUCAGCAUCAAUGCUCGAGUCCUUCCUGGUAUCCUGGUCUGCUUGUUCGUGGAGGUUCUUUGCUUAGCCAGUCUGGCGUUUUCGCGUGGCUUUCGGCCCCUGGCAACUGUCGGAGAUGCUGUAGCGAGCUUCUUGAAGCAUCCAGACACCUUUUCCGCAAAGACGCCCGGUGUUACCGUGCACUCAGUACACUCGCCAACGAGCCGCUUUGACAAAUUCGGCUUCCGACGAUCCGAAAAAGACAUUGCCUCAUGGAGACGCAAGUGGCCGGUGUGGAGGGCGACAGUCGAUACCGAAACCUGCGCUUUGUUUCUCAACUGUCUCUUCCUUGGCUUUUUCGCCACCGCGACGGCAGUCCUCAUCGUGCUCAACGACGGUGGAAUAUCUGGUUACCAACCAUUGACCUCACAAAGCCCUACCUCCGAACAUGGACUCUUUGCCAACCUCUUCGGCCUCGGAUCCAUACACGCCCUCAUCUCGAUCACUUAUCUGUUUUACAACCAUCUGUUCUCACGCAUGUUUGCCGCAGUGGAGUUGAGCUCAUACUCGAGAACACAUGCUCCCUUACGCGUGACUCUGCCAAGGCAGGGCGCCCGCAACACGUACUACCUCGCCAUGAAACCUUACUACUCUGCUCUCUUCAUCGUCGCACUGACCUUGGUACACUUCCUCACGUCGCAAGCUUUGAACGUGGUAGCUCUCACCACCUACGACGUCAUGGGUCAAUAUUCGCAUCAACGCAUCACCUAUGGCAUUUCCCCUUCCUCUGCCAUAUCAGCUUUGGUGGUUGGAUUCAUUAUGCUCUGCGCAUUGGCUUUUGCGUUGGACAGAAAACUCGAAGAUGGAAUGCCUGUGCUGGGGACUUGCUCGAUGGCUAUCUCGGCGGCUUGUCAUGUCGAUAGCGGUCGUGCGACACUGGGGCCGGUCAAGUAUGGUAAAGACGAGAGAACUGGUAAAUUGGGAUUCCUGUGUCGAGAAGUAUCAGAACCUUGA
Molecule: messenger RNA, 2019 nt
Organism: Aureobasidium pullulans EXF-150
Lineage: Eukaryota; Fungi; Ascomycota; Dothideomycetes; Dothideales; Saccotheciaceae
Exons: 4
Coding region: 1-2019 (672 amino acids)
Source: RefSeq, a predicted model, not a curated record